Messenger RNA from Adineta steineri, 435 nucleotides. Lineage: Eukaryota; Metazoa; Rotifera; Eurotatoria; Adinetida; Adinetidae. The record is from the annotation of a GenBank genome assembly.
AUGAAAGAUAUUGGCAAAAGUUUUGGAGAACUCGUUACGAUACUCUUUAUCAAUUCAUUCAGUAUUCUUUGUUUUGGUUGGCCUAAAGAUGAAUCGUUCGAUCCAGCAUCAGCGGGAACAAAUAGGAUAUCAAUAUUUCAUUCAUGUAUCAAAAAUCGUUUUAUUCUCGUCGAGUUACCAAAGAAAAACAUCAAUGUCGCAUUAAAUGGUGAUCAAUUUGGUGAUGAAAAUAUAAUUGUUGACGAUUCACCAUUUAAAUCUACAUUAAUUUAUGUCAAUUCAGAAGGCGUAUCUGUAGAUCUACUUCAGUUAUAUGGUGCUCAAACUCAUAUGGAUCGUUAUGUUACUCUUGUAAUGGAUAAGUUAUUUACAUUCGAAGAAAUAACAACCAUUACUAAAGAGGAAUUGUCACUUCUUAAAUAUGGUUCUAUCUAG